UCCGUCUCCCGCCACUGCCAUCCUCCCUCAUGCGUGCAUCAGCCGUCUGCGGGCGCUGGCGGCGCCUCGUCACCGACCCUAAGUUCAUCCGCAGCUUCCGCGCCCACCACCGGAAGCCGCCACUUCUGGGCGUCUUCGAGAUCAGCGACCAGGGGAUCGUGUUCAACCCCAUCCUCGACACUCCCGACCGCAUAACUCCUCAGCGCUUCUCCCUUGGACGCUACACCGGCAUCUGCGAAUUGCUCGAUUGCCACCACGGUCGCGUUCUCGUCAAAGACUGGGCGUGGGAAGAGAUCCUUGUUUUUGACCCCAUCACCCGCCAACCGCACAGUGUGGCCGUUCCUCCAGAUUUAGGUUUCCCCUUCCUUCACGGGGCUGUGCUCUGCGCUGACGGUGAUCAGGGCCACGUGCACGGAGGCUGCUACCUGAGCCCCUUCAAGGUGGUCAUGGUGUCUGUGCACAGCCAGGGUACUCGAGCCUGUGUUUACUCCUCAGAGACUGGCAUAUGUGGCAAUCUCAUCUCAACAGAGGCUCCGUGUGAGGAUAUUGGUAAAUCUGCAGUUCUUGUUGGUAACUGCCUUUACUGGCUGUCCAUCGGUGAAGUUAUUGUGAAGUUUGAUUUGGAUGAGCACAGCCUAACUGUGAUCAGUGGCCCUUCCGUUACAAAUUAUAUUCCCUAUGACAACCGUCAGAUCAUCCGGGCUGAGGAUAGCACUGUUGGCUUCGCCAUAUGCGAUUGCUCAUGCUUCAAAUUGUGGCAGAUGAAUGUCAAUGGCCAUGGUGCCACAUGGGUGCCGUGGAGGACCGUUGAAUUUCAUACCAUUCUUGGAUUCCCUCCUCGGAUUGAAGGACAUGUGGAUAUGAAGGGAUAUGAUGAGGACACUGGUGCCUUCUUCAUAUAUGUGAACUCUGAUGUAUACAUGGUUCAGCUCAAGUCUAGGCAAUCCAACAGACUUCCUUGGACUCAUCAUUUCUCUUCCUACCAUCCUUUCAGAAGCUUCUAUACACCAGGCACAGCCAUUGUCGGUGGUUCUAAUGGAGCUGAAUUUUUGCAUAAUUCAUAUGAUGACAGGCAGGUUUGAUGUGCUGAAAUGGUUCCACAGGUAAGAAGAUAUUCUGAAUAUAGUUUGCCAGAUUUGAACUGUUUAAUUUUUUCUAUGGAAAAUAUCCAGCUGUCAACAUGGGUACCAUGCACUCACAAACUACUAUCCAUUUGGCUAUAGGUAUUUACACAUGUGAAUAACACAAACCGCAAUUUAAAGAUGGUGAUGCAAAGAUAAAAUGAACUACUCCCCUCAUCCCGAAAAGGAUGUCCCAGAUUUUUCUAAAUUUGGAUGUAUCUAUACACUAAAUAGUGUCUAAAUAAAUCCGAAUUUAGACAUAUCUGCUACAUCCUUUUCGGGACGGAAGGAGUACUUCUUUGGUUCAUAAAUGAUAUCCAGAUACUGAAUAUGGUGAUGUCAAGAUAGCUUGACAUCCCUAGAGUUCUCCAUUGUUUAGCUGUUUCAUAAUCCAUAAGCUGAUAGCAAUAGAUUGCUCCAUGGUUUUUGAGUCGCUGUAUAGUCAUUGUAUAGUCGCUGUAUAGUCGGUGAGUUGUUUUCUCAAAAUCACGACGACUCGCGACUUAUGGCGACUACACAGCGACUUUCGUCGACUAUAGAACGAGUCGCAGCAUUGGUGAGUCACUUUUGAGUCACGACUCAAAAACCUUGGAUUGCCCCUUCUUUUUGGCUUUGACUUGGGUAGAAACCACAGCUUUUCCUUAUCUUCCUACAGGAGCUCCUGUAGGCAGAAGCCCUAUAUAUAUUAGGUACUCAAUUUUUUAUUAGCUUGUUAUAAACUCCGGUUGCAGCAUUCAAGUCCUUGAACACAACAAAUUGCAGUGUCCAAAGGCUUCAAUGAUUUAUUUUAUUGUGAUAGGUAUUCGUUGGAUAUGUAGACAGAAAUGUGUUUCUAUUACAGAGCUGCUCCCUGUGUUGCUGACCUGAUAGCGAAAUUAUUUCUCCAGGUGAUGGAAUGGCUGCUGCAAUUCUCACUGAGUUUGUUGCAUUGCAUCAUGUAGUUGGCGUGUUUAUAUCGUUAUCUGAAAAAGUUAUCAUGUCUAAGUCUAGCCAAGUUUCUAAUUUAGCAAGAUCUUUUGAAUACCAUUGAGGGAGUUUUAGCUUCUCGGAUAUCAUGUCAAGUCAGGUUUCAUCGUAUUUACUCUUUUAAUAUGGUUGUGCUUGGCAGCUCUUUUCAGCCAUGAGAGUUUCAGUACCAAUUAUGACGUAAAUUUAUAUGUUUGUGUAUGCUCUCCAACUGUGGUGUGAAAAGCGUGUCAGCACUGUCGAUCUAAUAUGGCCCUCGUCCACUAGUGCCAUGUUUCUCAUUGAGCCAGUAGGAGGAACUACUGUGGAGAGGUUUGAGGCUGACUGAAAUAACUAGUGCACUUCUGGAUAUAUCAAGUUGCUUCAGAGUUUUUACAAAGCAGGUAUGCUGGGAAUUUAUUUAUUCUAGUC
Messenger RNA from Lolium rigidum, 2498 nucleotides. RefSeq lists its product as uncharacterized. Lineage: Eukaryota; Viridiplantae; Streptophyta; Magnoliopsida; Poales; Poaceae. The transcript is spliced from 2 exons. Gene Ontology annotation, molecular function: protein binding. The record is from RefSeq and is a predicted model, not a curated record. Bases 30 to 1082 code for a protein of 350 amino acids.